AUGGGAGUCACCAACUACUCCACUAGUUGGCUGACCCCUGACUGCAACCGCACUGUACCGUCGGCGUCAAAGUCAAUUGAUCCUGUUGGCAUCUCCAACGCCGACCCACAAACCUCAAAUCUAGAUCGGCCUGAUCUGCUAGACAUUUAUAUAUUGAUGACGUGGGCACCAUUCUCUUGCCGAGCAAAGGCAAAGCUUGGCUCGUCGAGGACUUGCAGACAAAGUGGUCAUGGCGGCACCAAGCCGUGGGAGUGUUGCGACGUGACCUCCUGCACCAGGUCGAUCCCGCCGAAGUGCAGCUGCGAGGACGUGGUCGACAACUGUACUGCAACCUGCAAGGUCUGCAAGCCCGUGUACCUGCCCCGCCGCGUUUGCCUAGACCAGUACACCGGCGACCCCGGUCCCAAGUGCACGGAGGAGGAUGUCGCGGCCGGCGGUUACAUUCAUUUUGACUACCUCAUCAGGUAUUCAGGUCCAGACCCUAACCAGACGACAGUGCACAUUUCAGUUCUACCAUAG
Aegilops tauschii subsp. strangulata is the source of this 519-nucleotide messenger RNA. Lineage: Eukaryota; Viridiplantae; Streptophyta; Magnoliopsida; Poales; Poaceae. The record is from RefSeq and is a predicted model, not a curated record.